This is a messenger RNA of Anoplopoma fimbria (sablefish), 5197 nucleotides long. RefSeq names its product xenotropic and polytropic retrovirus receptor 1 homolog. The transcript is spliced from 16 exons. Gene Ontology annotation, molecular function: inositol hexakisphosphate binding. Lineage: Eukaryota; Metazoa; Chordata; Actinopteri; Perciformes; Anoplopomatidae. Bases 5 to 2080 code for a protein of 691 amino acids. The record is from RefSeq and is a predicted model, not a curated record. Gene Ontology annotation, cellular component: plasma membrane; cytoplasm; Golgi apparatus. Gene Ontology annotation, biological process: cellular response to phosphate starvation; phosphate ion transport.
CAAGAUGAAAUUCACAGAGCAUCUCUCAGCCCACAUCACCCCGGAGUGGAGGAAACAGUACAUCCAGUAUGAGGCUUUCAAGGAGAUGCUGUAUUCUGCUCAGGACCAGGCCCCAUCUAUUGAAGUCACAGACGAGGAUACAGUUAAGAGGUACUAUGCCAAGUUUGAGGAGAAGUUCUUCCAGACAUGCGAAAAAGAGCUGGCCAAGAUCAACACCUUCUACUCUGAAAAGCUGGCUGAGGCUCAGCGGCGUUUCGCCACGCUGCAGAACGAGCUGCAGUCAUCGUUGGACGCCCAGAGGGAGAGCUGGGCUAACGGGCAAAACCUGAGGAGGAGGAAGACAGUGUUCGCCCUGUCACAGCAGGAGCGAUGCAAACACAGAAACAUAAAGGACCUGCAGCUGGCCUUCUCCGAGUUCUACCUCAGCCUCAUACUGCUGCAGAACUAUCAGAACCUGAACUUCACAGGUUUCAGGAAGAUCCUGAAGAAGCAUGAUAAGAUUUUGGAAACGUCGAGGGGGGCCGACUGGAGGGUGGUCCACGUUGAAGUGGCUCCAUUUUACACGUGCAAAAAAAUCACUCAGCUCAUCUCUGAGACUGAGGCAUUGGUCACUACAGAGUUGGAAGGUGGUGACAGGCAGAGGGCCAUGAAGAGGCUGAGGGUACCUCCCCUGGGAGCUGCACAGCCUGCUCCUGCGUGGACCACCUUUAGAGUCGGGCUGUACUGCGGCGUAUUCCUUGUCUUACUAGUCACUGUGGUCAUUACAGGAGCUGUGGUGAUCCGUAGUGCUAAUAUUUGGCCUAUGGUCAGGAUCUACAGAGGAGGCUUCCUGUUAAUAGAAUUCCUCUUCCUGUUAGGCAUCAACACCUACGGCUGGAGGCAGGCUGGAGUUAACCAUGUACUCAUUUUUGAACUCAACCCCAGAAACAACCUGUCACAUCAACAUCUCUUUGAGAUUGCAGGUCUGUUGGGGGUGCUGUGGUGCGUCAGCCUGCUGUCCUGUCUCUUCAGUGAUAGCAUCCUGGUACCAAUGCAGGCUAACCCUCUUGCUCUCUACGGCCUCUUCCUCCUCUUCCUCAUCAACCCCUUCAAGACCUGCUACUACAAGUCACGCUUCUGGCUGCUCAAACUCUUGUUUCGGGUGGUGACGGCUCCGUUUCAUCAUGUUGGCUUUGCCGACUUCUGGCUGGCUGACCAGUUAAACUCUCUUGGUGUGGUUCUGAUGGAUUUGGAGUACAUGAUCUGUUUCUACAGUUUUGAACUGGACUGGAAAAAACAUGAUGGACUUAUCAGCAGUAAAGGUAAAGAUGUGUGUAAUUCCUACUCCUAUGGCGUCCGUGCGGUGAUCCAGUGUCUUCCUGCUUGGUUCCGAUUCGUGCAGUGUCUCCGACGUUACCGCGACACCAAACGGGCCUUCCCUCACCUGGUUAACGCAGGGAAAUACUCCACUUCCUUCUUUGUUGUCACCUUCGCUGCCCUAUACAGUACACAUAAAGCUGAAGGCCACGCUGACGCCCAGAUCUUCCUCUACUUGUAUAUCGGCUGUUUAGUGGUCAGCUCAUGUUACACACUCAUCUGGGAUCUGAAGAUGGACUGGGGCCUGUUUGACCGCAACGCAGGAGAGAACACCUUUCUGAGAGAGGAGAUAGUCUACCCACAUAAGGCCUAUUACUACAGUGCUAUAGUGGAGGAUGUGCUGUUGCGUUUUUCAUGGACCUUAACUGUCUCCCUCAGCACGGUCUCUGGGUUUCCCGGCAUCUCUGACAUACUGGCGACUGUACUGGCCCCAAUGGAGGUCUUUAGACGUUUUGUAUGGAACUUCUUCCGAUUAGAGAACGAACACCUGAAUAACUGUGGUGAGUUCAGGGCCGUCAGAGACAUCAGCGUGGCUCCGCUCAAUGCUGACGACCAAACCCUACUGGAGCAGAUGAUGGACCAGGAGGAUGGAGUCAGGAACCGGCAGGGCAAGAAGAGCUGGAAGAGGAGCUACAGCAUGAGUCUACGCAGGCCACGACUGGCCUCACAGUCCAAGACCCGUGACACCAAGGUUUUGAUAGAGGACACAGAUGAUGACUCCUGACAUCAGGCCACGCCCCUCGCCUGGGUCCAGAAUUUAUUCAAAGGGGGGAACUCCACCUCCUAACUGAGGAAUUACCCAGCGAGUUGGGCGUUGAACUCUCAGCCGAGGACAGGUUUUAAACUCUCAUGCCUACGUAAUCCUUUAUCCAAUGCAUGAGCCUGUACAUGGGUCAGAACUAUUUGAAGUAUUUCAAGGGAUGAACUUUCACUUCUUGAACAAACAACCCAGCAACAUGGCCAUCAAACUCUUACCCCUACCUUCAAUAAUAAUCAAGGUGGGCUUACUACUUAAACUCUACCUUACCGAAGCAGUGGGUGAAAAACGUCUCUACUUGUCAUCCACAGACACCCAAAGGUGAAAUCUUUAACUACUGUCAUUGCUUGAGCUCUCCUAAAAGCCUCCGUCUAGCAUGAACAACGCAGCUAAAUGGAAUGCAAGCCGAUCACCCUGGCAGGAAGUGUCCCUGCUCCCUCUCGGUGCCAAUCAGCUCCCACACAGGGAGAGGCCGACAACUUCAAACCUGCUGCUGUUGAGGACCAAAGGUUUAUUUCCCCGCCUUUUAUCUAUUAGCCUCCACCUACACUGCACCUCAAGAGAUAUGAGUCAUCUUUUAAUUUGGACCUCAGAGGGGAUCUACAGCCAACUUUUUCCAAUAAUAGGAAUAAAAAGGGUUGAAAAGUGUCCUCCUCCUUUCAGCGUCUUUUUAGGCCUUGUGACCUUCUCCCAGACCCUUGGCCAACAGACUAUGCUGACAAGCAUUUAGUAACGCCAAUCAAUCACUGGUUUGACUCCCUCACUCUUCAGCUUGCCCCAUCAAAGCAUCACAGAGCUGCCUACCUGCACCUUACACGCUUUAGAAACACACACUCAGAAACACGCACUUUUAACGAGUGAAUUGGAGUGGAAUGCCUAUUGUGUGUUCACACACACACAAACGGUGAUUUAAAAUGUUUUAUUGUUUAUGGAUGAGCGACAAACAGAAAACACACACACACACACACACACACACACACACACACAGACUAGUAAUUAUUUAUAACAGUGGUUGUAAAUAUGAGACGGACCAAAGUAGGUGGUGGUGUGAAAAUAUUCAUGAAAUAUCAAAUACUCCAUUUUUUUUGCUGAGUUCGGACUGCAUGGAACAGCAGCUGGAAUGACUGUUCAGCCGUGGAGAUUUCGAUUCCAGAAAAAGAUGAAGAUAGCCCCUAAACAACCUGUUGUAACCCCCAGUCCUCCAAUGUGGAAAAAUUAUCCUCUAUGUGGAAUUGGUGUGGAAUGUAUGCCAACUUAUUUAUGUAUGUAUGAGGAGGAGGGAUACUGAAAUACCAACUGUCAACUUAUUUAGGCAGAUCAUUUUUUGUAAACUUGAAACAAGAGUUAAGAUGAGAUCCAAGGAGUUUUAUUGUUUGCCCAUGAAAUCUUGAUUGAAAACUUUACUGGUUAUAGACAGUAAUUUGCGUCUGUUUAACUGGUUCAUUGAAAUGUGACAAUGAUGAAAAGGAGGGAGGUCACCUGUCUAUCACGUAUUGGUUCAAACUUUCACAUUCAAAAGGGUGGUGUAGUUCAACAUGAAUCUGGAUGAAGUGGCUCUUCCAGCUGGCUUGGUGGUAAGGGACCCAGUGGGGACUGAUUCUGAUUGGCUGUGUUUACACUCAUGAGAUGCAUGCGUAAUUCAGAUUCCAUAAGCAGUCCGGUUUGGAUUUAACACUUAACCAACUGGGGUUUGGUUAAAAUGGAUAACAUAUUUGUCUUAAGACAAAGUCAUUGUAAUGUAUUUGUAUGUUCAGUAUGUAAUUGAACUAUUCAUCACCUCUUUUUAGUCUACCGUACAUUCUCAAAUUACGACUCUAGCCUUAUUAGCUCAAUGGCAGAGAGAGAUCCAGGGCUUUAUUUGGAACAGGCAAUUAGAGAGAACAUUCUUUUAUUCCAUAAAUUCUCCCACUUCCCAAUGAAUGCAAACGCAAAACUUAAUCCAUGUUUACCUGUCGUCUUGUUGAAUUAACAAUAAUGUCUAUUUCCACAGCACUAUUUAAAUCAGUGCAACAACACUCACCACUCUGCUGCUCUGUUUCCCUUUAUCACAAAUACUUGUUUCGUUCACUAAUUAAUUCCAGUCUUUUCAUUUUUUCCCAACGCUUCCUGCCCUAUUAAAUAUCACAUUAAAAGUAUUCCAGUCUUCCUGUUAUUGAUGGUCCUUUAAUGUGGAAAAAUUGACAGCUUUACACCAGAGUAGCAGAAUGGAAUUAGUUCUGUGGAAAUGUAAAUAAUGCUAAAUUUACCAUGUGCGAGCCAUUGUUGUUGGCUCACUUUCAAUGUGUUUUUUUUACCAAGCCAUUAUUUGUUCCUGCUGGCUCGUCCCAGCCAUUAUUUGAUUUUGUAAGAUAAUUUACAGUAGUAUUCUUUAACAGCUGGUAGUUUUGGAGCUUACUGGGAUUGGUGUAGUUUUGUAUCUAUAGUUUGACAAACUCAGUAACAGGUUAUGCACAGUCACCAUCAAGUCAUCUGCAUAUUGGCAAACUCAUUUCAAAGGCACUAUGUCAUGGUGGCCACACUGCAAGCACUAGUGUCAACCUGUGGUACCAAAUCAUUGGAGCUACAAAAUGAAAGCAUCUUUUAUUGUUUGAUGAAGACAGGUAGUUGUGAUUGCACUGGAGAAAAUGUUUUUAUAAAUGUUUCUAAGAGAACAAAGAUAUUCAUUUUGUUGCUUUUUUCACAUUCCCCAAGUUUGACCCACUUAUGACUUGUGCUGCUGGUUUGUCCAACAACAGCUCAUGUUGAGGUAUUAAAUUAACAGUUAGAGUGUUUAGUUGAGGAGGUCAUGUUUAGGUUGUACAAACCAUUUUGCUUUAUUGUUUUCAUCAAGCUUGUUAAUAGCUUGGGCUAUUUGGAGUAGACGAGAGUGACUGACUUUUAAAAUCCUACAGUAAGCCCUGAUUGAGGUCAUUUACCAAUGAGCAAUAAGCACUUUAAUGCCAAACUUAAUUUUAUUUUUUUGCAUCUCCCUGAGGAAGCUGUAUAGCAAUUAAGUUCUAGUAGUUUUAUUUUCCAUAAUAUUUUAGUGGUUCUUUCUAGACCUUGCUAUAAAACAUACAGAAGAACAACUAUUUGAGGACAGAG